Helicoverpa zea (corn earworm) is the source of this 663-nucleotide messenger RNA. Its product is annotated as lactosylceramide 4-alpha-galactosyltransferase-like. The transcript has a single exon. Gene Ontology annotation, biological process: glycosphingolipid biosynthetic process. Gene Ontology annotation, molecular function: alpha-1,4-N-acetylgalactosaminyltransferase activity. The record is from RefSeq and is a predicted model, not a curated record. The coding region runs from base 1 to 663 and encodes 220 amino acids. NCBI's taxonomy places the organism in Eukaryota, Metazoa, Arthropoda, Insecta, Lepidoptera, Noctuidae.
AUGGUGGUUCUUUUAACAAACUUUCUCGUCAUGCUCUGGAACACGUUUCAAAAUGUUCAAUGGAAAUAUAAGCCGAUGAUCAUUUAUUGGCCGCAACCAGACAAGAACUUAGAGUGCUACAGCUAUACAGACAAUGAUGCGUUAAUGUCGGUAGAAGAUGUAAGCUUUAUGCCCAAACUGAAAUCAAUAUUCUUCCACGAGACGUCGUGCCGGGGCGGCGUGGACUCGCGGCAGGCGUGUGCCGUGGAGUCCGCCGCCAGAGCCAACCCUGACUGGGAAGUGUACUUGCUGUUCAACGCGCCCGUCUCUGACGCGAUGCUCAAGAAGAGCUGCCUCGUCAAGCUGCUGCAGUACAGCAACGUCAGGCUGGCCAGGAUACACGCGGCCAGCGUCUCUAAGGAGUCCGCCGUGCAGCAGAUAGUGAGGAGUAAGCUGCUUCACAGUCGGCACCCUGUCACGCACAGCGCUGACAUCAUGAGGAUGCUCACGCUGCACCGCUGGGGGGGAGUGUAUCUGGAUCUCGAUAUGUUGGUGGUGAAGUCGUUCGAUUCUCUGCCGCAAAAUUGGAUUGCGAAAUCUUCUCCAUUUGAUUUGGCAACUGGAGCCAUGAGGUUAUCGAAAGAUGAGGUUGGACAAAAUUGGACCGAGGAAAUUAUUCAGUGA